Messenger RNA from Bufo gargarizans (Asiatic toad), 4143 nucleotides. RefSeq names its product protein phosphatase 1 regulatory subunit 3D (gene PPP1R3D). The coding region runs from base 387 to 1295 and encodes 302 amino acids. The record is from RefSeq and is a predicted model, not a curated record. Gene Ontology annotation, cellular component: protein phosphatase type 1 complex. Gene Ontology annotation, molecular function: protein phosphatase 1 binding; glycogen binding. The transcript is spliced from 2 exons. Lineage: Eukaryota; Metazoa; Chordata; Amphibia; Anura; Bufonidae. Gene Ontology annotation, biological process: regulation of glycogen biosynthetic process.
GGCUGCUGCACAGAAAGGAAAUGCACGGUAAGGGUGUUAUAGCUCUGCUGUUCCUGCCUGCACAGCAAUGAACACGAGCUGAAUCAUGUCCUCCAGUGCUGUCUGCCAUCUGGGAGAAAAGGUGGGAGUGUUCAUUCAUAAGGUCAUCUGCCGCUGACAGUGCCUCCACCCAGACUGGGGGUGUGAGCACACAGCUUCUGCUAGACCCGGAAUUGGAAAAGGUGCAUUUACUCUCCUCCAUUCUUGCAGAUCAGGGGCUUCUGCGCAGAUUGGACUGCUACUGGGACUAAAGCAUCUGCUGCAUCCAACUUCUCACAGGGCAGCCAAAUAGGAUAAAAAGCUACUGGAUAAACUCCAUUAUGUAGACAUUCACCAUUCGUCAUCAGAUGACCAUGUCUUCCAUGCUGCAUCCUUCUAUAAUGCUUCGCAGCCGCAAAGUACAAGCUGAGCUUGGCCUCCCCCGCAGCUUAAGUUACAUUAAUACCCUUUACCAAAAUGCACAACUGGCAGAAGGAUUUGGCCGACCAGCAGUCUGCUUAACCAAAGAGCAGCACACAGCAGGCCGCCCCCAUCGGCCAGAGAAAAAGGUGAGCAUCAGCUGCGAUCCGGAAUUGCGACCUAUAAUGCGCCGCAGAACAAAGUCCCUGCCUUGUUCUCCAGAGAGAAGAAACACCGGCAAAUGUCGGCCUCAGUGCCAUAAAGUCAGGUUUACAGAUUCACUUGGUUUGGAAUUGGCUGAGGUGAAGGUAUUCAACGCUGGUGACAACCCAACCAUCCCUCUACACGUUCUCUCGCGGUUGUCGAUCAACUCAGACUUGUGCUGUAGCCAAGAUUUGGAAGUUUCCAUUGAAUAUUUGGAGCCAGACUUCAAGCAGCCUGCAGAGUGUGAAGAUUUCUCGGAGCGUCUGCAGGAAUACUGUGUCUGCUUAGAGCAAGUUACUAGUUCGGAGGAGCUAGGGAUUUCUGGCACGAUUCGAGUGAUAAAUCUUGCCUUUGAGAAAAUGGUUUCAGUGCGGUAUUCAUUCACCAACUGGAAAACUCAUUUUGAAGUAAGGGCAAUUUGGCAAAAAAGCGAUGACAUGGCUGUUCCUAACACUGACAUAUUUGCCUUUGUUAUUCCAUUACCACCUUUUCUCCAGCAAAUCUGCUCGAUGGUACAAUUUGCCAUAAAGUACCAGGUUGGCAGCAAAGAUUACUGGGAUAACAACUACGGGAAAAACUAUACCUUUAUAUCAAAAAGCUACAGACUUAAAAUACCAAAAGACUGUGAGCAAAGCUGGAUCCAUUUCAUCUGAUCGAGUAGCUCUCAUGCAGUUACAAUCUUUUACUGAAAAUAUAACCUGGAUACAAUAGAUUUCCAGUGUGUUCAGGUCUGUAAUGACACAGGAUAAACACCAUCUAGAAUAAGCCCUGUCACUGGUAAUUACUGCUGGACUAUGUAUUACGUGCUGUGUGUAGCCUGCUAGUGCAUGCUGUUAACUAUUGUGCUGGAGAUAUUAGAUAAGGACAUGACGAGUAAAGGGACGGCCAUAAGGUCAGGUUUCCUGAUGCAGUUUUAGAAUCAGGAGUGGAUCAGAAAGGAGAGAAAGUAUAAAAGACAGAUACAACUUCUCCUCCUUUUUAAAUUCACUCCUGGUCUUGGCUUCCAAAACUGCAUCCAGAAACCUGACCGUGUGACCCGUACCCUAAAGGUUUUACUCAAUCAUUAAUAUACAGUGAUCCCUCAGGAUACAAUCUUUUCAACACUCAGUGGUCUUUUCUGACCCUUCGUAAGUUGAAACUAGUCUCAACCUACAAUGUCUCAGAGCCAAGCAAUCAAGGCCACUUCUCUGGUAAAAAUGCUGGAUUAGUUUCUAGUUAGCAGCUAUUCCUGACUAUUAUAUGUAAGGACUUGUUUUAUCUGUCUUAGUUAUCUGCUUAUUUUUCUUAAAUCCUAAUUUUGCCUUAUCUUGAAUGACAUUUCGGGGCUUCGGAACCGAUUACUGAACUUAAAAUGGUUUCAACAUACAACGGUCGUCCUGGAACCAAUUAAUAUUGUAACUUGAGGGACCACUGUAUAACAAAAGCAUAAGAUUUAUGCUUACAGCCUCCAAUGAAAAGAACAUUAUAUAUAGGGAUGAGCAAAUUUCAUAUUUUGAAGUUCGUGUGCGGGUUCGUGUUGUAGUACCUACUGAAUUGCGUUAUGGAUUCCGUUACCACAGACCAUAGCGCAAUUCCAUAAAGAAAUUACUUUAGAGGCAUUCUAUUAUUCAUUCUGUCAUAAAAGAAGUCUAUGGCCUGUAUACGGAAACAUCCGGUUUACGUUAUGCUGGAGUCCUCUCCUGCAUAACGGAAACCGUACGGAUCCGUUAUGCAGGCCAUAGACUUCUAUUAUGACGAAAUGAAUAACGCCAUGGAAUGCAUUCCGUCAUGGAAUUUCGUUAUGGUCCGUGGUAACGGAAUCCAUAACCCAAUUAACACUGUUAAUUAAAGCUGUAAACACAAUAUCCUGCCGGCAAACAAGUCCUUGUGGAGAAGAGCCAUGGCAUUAGCGAUCGCUCCUUCCCAUACUCUGAAGGAGAUCGCUGCAUGUAAAUGCAUUGGUCUCCUCUGCUAUCGAUCAGCAGAUUGGCGGGAAGAAACGCUUCUUUCCUGACAAUCUGCUGUAUUAUCAUCCAGUGUAAAGGGACCGUUACUUCGGAGAAUGGCUGUCUUGUUAAGCACAUUUGAGCAUGAGCUGCACAAGUUCCCUUUAAACUCAAAAAGAGAUCUAAAACAGUGAUAGUUAGAACCCAGUUUAAAACUUGAAGGUUUGCAGUUCUUCAGGGAAUGGCAAACAUGGGCAUGAUUUAAAAAAAAAUCUCAGGUCAAAACUACCCAGAUAAACAGCUUCAGGAAAAAACGGUGAGUAAUCUGGACCUUUGCCUAUAGUAUGGCUUGAUGCAACAUGCAAUUAUCUCAGAUCAACAGGCCAUUUCUGGAUAAUGGGAUAUUAAACUAUGCAAACUCUUAUUUUAUAUACAACUUGCCUCAACUAUGCACACAAGAAAUCACAGCGACAGGACUGCAGGGCUCCAUGUUAUGCAACUGUACUAAAUCUUCAGGAUAAUUCAUACUACAGAAUAUUGACUUGUCUUCUUACAUGACUUUAUUGAAACAAACGUCACUAGUCACAGGCAGCUGUUACAUAGCCUGGCUGUGCGGCAUAGAGCUGUGGCCAAGCAACCUGCCUGUUUGUUGUAGUCACAAAUACACUUGCUUCAACUUGCCUGAGAUCCCAAGAUGUGCCUGAAAACAAAUGGGUCUUGUAUUCAUCAACAUUUAUCUCCUAACCAUGAGAUAUAUAGUUGCCAGCUUCAGCUGACGUAAGGGAGAGCGGCUAACUUCUAGCAAAAUGCCCCAAAUGUACACUAACCCACCUCGUCUAAACUUGUAGUAGGCUUUUUAAGUUGUAGACAGGUUGUGUAAAUCUAAUAAUGAAGUGUGAAUUCAUUCACUGGAGGUAAAUGACUUGCUGGAAGCUUCUCUGCUCCGGCCAGAACUACACACCACAACGCACAGGAGCUGCUUACACUGGAAAAUGACGCAUUCAUUAGAGUGACAUGAUCAGGUCAUGUUCACAUUUGCACUAGUUAUUUCUGCAGUUCUGCUCCAUUAAUGGAGCAGAACAAUGAAAAUAAUGGAAUGGCUGAAUUAGGCAGAUAACUAAAACCAACGGAGAUGAACCGAUUGAGAUGUCAGCUUUUUUAGGACUUUUUUGUCCGCUCUUUUUGACAGAAUCUGCAACGGAGGCCCUGAUUGGAACCUCCAACACAGAUGUGAACAAGGCCUUGCAUGACUGUUCACUGAUAAGUUGUUAGCCUCUAUGCUGAUAGCAGCUGGUUGUGACUACUAAUUCUUCAACCUCUAUAGUUUUCACUUAUAUCUGAUUGUACUCAGCUGGAGUUAAAAUAUAUAAGUCUGUUAGCUAAACGGACCACCGGUUGACUAUAUACUCCCAGGCGGUCUGUGCUUAUGUGCAAGGACAUUCCUGAACAUCCUAGCAGAGAUAGGCCUCUUUCACACUUGCGUUGUCCAGAUCCGGCGUGUACUCCACUUGCCGGAAUUACAUGCCGGAUCCGGAAAAACGCAAGUGUACUGAAAGCAUUUGAAGACGGAUCCGUC